UUUCUUACUCCUUCUUUUAUAUAUAUUUUUUUAUACAUAAUAACAAAUGGCUGGAGCACUUGAAAACGCAGAAAGAGACUUGCCCAGAAUUAGAGACCACGAACGCGAAUCAGACUUUGGUUCCAUCUUUUCUGUUUCUGGACCAGUUGUUGUUGCGGAGAAUAUGCAUGGUUCAGCCAUGUAUGAAUUGGUUCGUGUCGGACACACUGAACUGGUUGGUGAAGUCAUCCGUAUUGAUGGAGAUAAGGCAACGAUUCAAGUUUACGAAGAAACUGGUGGUUUGACCGUAGGUGAUCCCGUCUUGAGAUCUGGUAAGCCUUUAUCUGUCGAACUCGGUCCUGGUCUUAUGUCAAACAUUUAUGAUGGUAUUCAGCGACCGCUCAAGGCUAUUCAUGAAGUUUCCCAAAGUAUUUAUAUUCCCCGUGGUAUCUCUACUCCUGCCCUUGAUAAAUCCUUUGGUUGGGACUUUGAGCCUCUUAACUUUCGAGUCGGUGACCAUAUUACAGGUGGUGAUAUCUAUGGUAGAGUCUAUGAAAACUCUCUUGUCUCUAUUCACAACAUCAUGUUGCCUCCUAAAUCCCGCGGUACGAUCACUUAUAUUGCUCCCAAGGGACAAUACACUGUAGACGAUGUCGUUCUUGAAACUGAAUUUGAAGGAGAGACCACAAAGCAUACCAUGAGACAACUCUGGCCUGUCCGUUCACCUCGUCCUGUUGCUGAAAAGUUAACAGCCAACCAUCCCUUGUUAACCGGUCAACGUGUUUUGGAUGCCUUAUUCCCAUGUGUUCAAGGCGGUACAACUGCCAUUCCCGGUGCCUUUGGCUGUGGCAAGACUGUCAUUUCUCAAUCCCUGUCUAAAUACUCCAAUUCAGAUAUUAUCAUCUACGUUGGAUGUGGUGAAAGAGGUAAUGAAAUGGCUGAAGUACUAAUGGAUUUCCCUGAACUUUCCAUCGAAGUGGAAGGUCGUAAAGAAUCCAUCAUGAAGCGUACCACCUUGGUUGCCAAUACCUCCAACAUGCCUGUCGCUGCUCGUGAAGCUUCCAUUUAUACCGGUAUUACCCUUUCUGAAUAUUUCCGUGACAUGGGUAAGAAUGUUGCCAUGAUGGCUGAUUCUACCUCUCGUUGGGCCGAAGCUCUUCGUGAAAUUUCUGGUCGUUUAGCAGAAAUGCCUGCCGAUUCCGGUUAUCCCGCUUACCUUGGUGCUCGUCUUGCCUCCUUUUAUGAACGUGCCGGCCGUGCCACUUGUCUUGGUAAUCCCUCUCGUGAGGGUAGUGUCACCGUUGUCGGUGCAGUUUCUCCUCCUGGUGGUGACUUUUCUGAUCCUGUCACAGCCUCUACCCUUGGUAUUGUCCAAGUCUUUUGGGGCCUUGAUAAGAAAUUGGCUCAACGUAAGCACUUCCCAUCUGUCAACUGGAACUUGUCUUAUUCCAAGUACAUUAAGGUCUUGGAACCUUAUUAUGAAAAGCAUGACCCUGAAUACAUCAGUCUUCGUGACAAGUGUAAGGAAAUUCUUCAAAUGGAAGAAAAUCUCUCUGAAAUUGUACAAUUGGUCGGCAAGUCUGGUCUUAACGAAACCGACAAGAUUACGUUGGAAAUUGCUCAGAUCAUCAAGGAUGACUUCCUUCAGCAAAACGGUUAUAGUAACUAUGAUCGCUAUUGUCCCUUCUUCAAGACAACUUGGAUGCUUCGUAACAUGAUUGGCUUUUAUGAACGUGCUACUCAUGCAGUUGAAGCUUCAAACAACCAAAUCACUUGGGCCAAGAUCCGUGACUCCAUGGGUGAUAUCUUGUACAAGUUAUCCUCAAUGAAGUUUGAAGACCCUGCAGAAGGUGAAAGUGUCUUGGUUGAAAAGUAUACCGCUCUUUAUAAGGAAAUUGAAACCAAAUUCAGUGACCUCGAAGCUUAAUUUACACCCAUUUCAAAUACAUAAACACACACCCACUCACACACCCACACACUCUCUCUCUCUCAAACACACGUACAAAAUGUAUUUUAUAUUAUAAAAAAAGUGAUUUUUUU
This is a messenger RNA of Rhizopus microsporus ATCC 52813, 2019 nucleotides long. Its product is annotated as V-type ATPase. Bases 47 to 1906 code for a protein of 619 amino acids. Gene Ontology annotation, molecular function: proton-transporting ATPase activity, rotational mechanism; ATP binding; ATP hydrolysis activity. Gene Ontology annotation, biological process: proton transmembrane transport; ATP metabolic process. The transcript is spliced from 9 exons. The record is from RefSeq and is a predicted model, not a curated record. Gene Ontology annotation, cellular component: proton-transporting V-type ATPase, V1 domain; fungal-type vacuole membrane. Lineage: Eukaryota; Fungi; Mucoromycota; Mucoromycetes; Mucorales; Rhizopodaceae.